AAUCAACAAUGAUGCCAUGUGACUGAGACGUUGGCAUAAAGACAGAGCUGAUGCCAGGCCAGAGUCCUGAGCCAUUUACCGCUUGUUUCGUAUCAAACAGCUUUCUCCCUGCACUCGUGAUUGAUAAGGCCGCAUUAUCGUGCUUACUUUGGGAAACUGCGAUUCACUGCUCCUGCGCCUUUUGGAAACCUCCUGAACUGCACCCUCCUUUCACCAGCUUCUACGCUUUACUCGCAGCUACUUCGGCUCGAGCUCUUUCACAAGCCAGCUUGCGCGUCGACGCCGUCCAUAAAACAAGCGUCCCUCUCACGCCGAGACUCUCUCUUCGACAUCCACCUCCACCUUUAUUCAUCAAGGUGUUCCACCACAACACAACAUCACAUCCACACACUCGUCCACCAUGUCGGACACCCACACCAACGGCCACGUCAAUGGCAAUGGCGUUCUGCACAACAAGCCUGUUGAACAGGUCAUCAGAUCGCCUGACAGAAAACCUUCACCACAACCCACACACCUGAGCGUGCCCGGCACCUCAAAUCACUCCCGCGUCCUGAGUGAGCAAGGCUCCGGCUAUGAGGCCCCCAAAUUUGAGGGCAAGACCCUUCAGAUGGAAGAGGUUAUGGACAAGAUUGAGGCGAAGGGUUUCCUUCCUCCGGAAUUUGUCGAGACCGAGACCCAGUGGUUCUACAACGAACUGGGCAUUGACGACAUGUACUUUUCGACCGAGACUUCCGAUGCCAUCGUCAGCCACAUCCACUCAUUGUAUGCAGCAAAGGUUGCCGCAUUCGCCAGAGACGACAAGCAGCUUGAGAUCCGUCUGGACAAGGAAGCAGCCGACCAUGCUGUUUUCAUCGACACCAGCAAGCCUGGCAUCACCUCCGUCGGCGGACCUCGUUACGAGCAACGCAUUGACGAAAAGUACUUGAACAACUCAAAGGGCGCCGACAGCUACCGUGUCGAGACAUUCAGAUCGUCUAGCAAGUUGCCUGGUGACCUCGACCAAAAGCUCCGCUGCUACUUUGUCUACCAAUGCUCCUUCGAGCAGCCCAACCCCGGCCCUGACGAGACCCGCCUCGACAUGAUCUCCGACAAGAGAUUCCUCCAAAAGGCCACCCAGAACACCCGCGACAUCUACCAGCACAUUCUCGAAUCGGCUGUCGCUAGAACCGGCCCCGUCAUCGAACUGUUUGAGAUCAAGGGCUCAAGAGAGAAGAGAUUGGUCAUUGCCUACAAGCAAGGUUCUGCCUUGGGACUGUUCAGCGCCCUUAGUGAUCUUUAUCACUACUAUGGCCUGACCUCGUCGCGCAAGUACGUUGAACAAUUCUCCAACGGCUACACCAUCAUGUCACUGUACCUCCGUCCCGUCCCUGGACCUGAGUCGAACACGCACCCUCCCAUCGAGGCCUCGAUCCAUCAGAUCAUGAAGGAAGUCUCGCUGCUUUACUGCGUGCCUCGCACCAAGUUCCAGAACCACUUUGCCGUCGGUACCCUCAGCUUGCAGGAGACCAUCUACGCUCACUGCGUCUGGGUCUUUGUCAGCCACUUCUUGAACCGCCUGGGUUCCGAGUACAACACUCUCAGCGCCAUCUUGGACCCGAACAACAGCGUUCACGCUGAGCUACUUGCUAAGCUCAAGCGUCGUCUGCGUACUGAGACCUUCACCUCGGACUUCAUUCUCGAGAUUAUGCAGAUGUACCCUGAGCUGGUCAAGGUUCUGUACUUGAACUUUGCUAACACUCACUACGUUCAGACUCGUGGUGACGAGGAUGAUUUCCUCCCGACCUUGAGUUACCUUCGCCUCAAGGUUGACAAGGUCCUGACCGACUCUGAGCUCAAGAACAUGAUCUCUACCACCUGCCAGAAUGAGCACCAGGAAAUGGUCAUGACAGCCUUCCGUACAUUCAACAAGGCUGUUCUGAAGACCAACUACUACACACCCACAAAGACUGCUCUGUCUUUCCGUCUGAACCCCUCGUUCCUGCCCAUUGAGGAGUACCCUCAGCCUCUCUACGGCAUGUUCUUGAUCAUCGGUUCCGAGUUCCGUGGCUUCCAUCUUCGCUUCCGCGACAUCGCUCGUGGUGGCAUUCGUAUCGUCAAGUCUAGAAGCCCUGAAGCAUACGACAUCAACGCCCGUUCUCUGUUUGACGAGAAUUACAACCUUGCCAACACUCAACAACGUAAGAACAAGGAUAUCCCUGAAGGCGGCUCCAAGGGUGUCAUCCUGCUUGAUGUCGAGCACCAAGAAAAGGCCAGUGAAAAGGUGGCAUUUGAGAAGUACAUCGACAGCAUUCUCGAUCUGCUCCUUCCUCCCACUAGCCCUGGUAUCAAGGACCCUAUUGUCGACCUCCACGGAAAGCAAGAGAUCCUUUUCCUGGGUCCUGACGAGAACACCGCUCACCUUGUCGACUGGGCUACCGAGCAUGCCAGAUCGCGCAACGCACCUUGGUGGAAGUCAUUCUUCACCGGCAAGAGCCCCAAGCUAGGUGGCAUCCCUCACGAUGAGUACGGCAUGACUACCUUGUCUGUCCGUGAGUACGUCUUGGGUAUCUACCGCAAGCUCAACCUCGACCAGAAUAGCAUGAGAAAGCUUCAGACUGGUGGUCCCGACGGUGACUUGGGAAGCAACGAGAUCCUUCUCGGCAAUGAAAAGUACACCGCCAUUGUCGACGGAGCCGGUGUCCUUGUCGAUCCCAACGGUAUUGACAGAGACGAGCUCCUGCGUCUGGCCAAGGAACGUGUCAUGAUUCACAAGUUCGAUGCGUCGAAGCUCUCGCCUCAGGGCUACAGAGUUUUGAUCGAGGAUAACAACGUGACCCUCCCUUCGGGCGAGGUCGUGAAGAACGGAACUGCGUUCCGCAACGCCUACCAUCUGCGCGCUGAGACUUACGACGUCUUCGUGCCCUGUGGUGGCCGCCCGGAGUCCAUUAACCUCAACUCGGUCAACAAGCUCAUCGUCGACGGCAAGUCGAUCAUCCCUUACAUUGUCGAAGGUGCCAACCUGUUCAUCACACAAGACGCCAAGCUCCGUCUUGAGAAGGCUGGCUGCAUUCUUUUCAAGGAUGCUUCAGCCAACAAGGGUGGUGUUACCUCUUCCUCUCUUGAGGUUUUGGCUUCGCUGUCCUUCGACAACGAAGGCUUCAUCAAGAACAUGUGCGUUGGCGAGGACGGCACCACCCCCGAGUUCUACAAGGCAUACGUGAAGCAGGUCCAAGACACCAUCCGUAACAACGCCAGACUUGAGUUCGAGGCCAUCUGGAGAGAGAGCGAAGCCACCGGCACUCCCAAGAGCAUUCUCAGCGACACUCUCAGCACCGCCAUCACUAACCUUGAUGAGGAACUGCAGAACACUGAGCUCUGGGACAAUGUUGAGCUCCGCAAGUCGGUGCUCCAGGACGCCCUGCCCAGUCUGUUGCUCGAGAAGAUCGGUCUUGAUCUUAUCAUCGAGAGAGUUCCCGAGAACUACUUGCGCGCCAUCUUUGGCUCCUACCUCUCAUCUCGCUUCAUUUACGAGCGCGGCAUUUCGGCCAGCCAGUUUGCGUUCUUCUCUUUCAUGAAUGAACGCAUGGCCAAAUUGCGCUCAUAGAUUUCGAGGAAUGCGCUACGUUGAUAAAGGCCUCACCAAGGCCGGUCGUCUACAUUCUUCUGGUAGAUGGACUUAAAAGUUAUAAACAAAUAAUCAUGCCGGGACGGUCAAAGGCGUUUGGGGUUGCAUUUGCUUUAUUUCACUGGACCUUUAUUAGCUCCGGUUGCUCAGCGUGGCUUUCUGCUACACUUGCUCGAUACACUUGAAUUAAAAAAAAAACUGUUUAGAGUCUCAACCAAUUCCCAACCCAUUUCGUUGCUCACAAUCGUCUCU
Messenger RNA from Aureobasidium pullulans EXF-150, 3856 nucleotides. RefSeq names its product NAD-dependent glutamate dehydrogenase. The transcript is spliced from 5 exons. Gene Ontology annotation, cellular component: mitochondrion. The coding region runs from base 401 to 3583 and encodes 1060 amino acids. The record is from RefSeq and is a predicted model, not a curated record. Gene Ontology annotation, molecular function: L-glutamate dehydrogenase (NAD+) activity. NCBI's taxonomy places the organism in Eukaryota, Fungi, Ascomycota, Dothideomycetes, Dothideales, Saccotheciaceae.